UGAUUUUUCUCUACAUGACACAUGGCAAAUCAUGAUUGGCUAGAGGAAUGAUUUUAUCUAGCAGGCAAGAUAGAGAUGAGACUAGGAGAGGAGGAGCAAUGUCGAUUUCUUCGUUGGGGUCUGCUAUCUCAAGGCCAACUCCUUCAUCAUCUUCAAAUACGUACUUAGUAAGCUCUUCUCGCAUCUCUGGGCUCGCUACGUCUUCUUUGUUAUGGACAAAGAACAAGUCUCACCACAGAAACACAAAGCUCAAGCAAAAGCUAUGUGUUAGAAAUUCAGCUCAAGAGAUUCCACAGACACUUGAGGAAGAUUCAAAGUUUGUACCUCUGGAUCCCCAAGAUCCUCGAUUUGGCCCUCCAGUUUUGCUGUUGCUAGGCCUUACACUUCAUGAAGCACAAAAGAUACAAGAGCUUCUUAAGGAGCUCAAUGGCGAAUUCAUGGAGAUUGUCAUCUGUACAGAGUAUAUGAUCCCGCGUUCGUUAUGGGAAGCAGUUAACACAAAACAGCCUGACCUGAAGAGAGUGAAAAUUGCGCAGUCACUGCCUCGAAUCUGCUUCUUAUCUGGUUUGACAGGAGAGGAGAUGAUGAUGUUCAUUGAUGCAUUCCCAGAGACUGGGCUGGAACCAGUUGUGUUUGCAGCUAUGGUUCCAAACAGUGCUGAUAAACCUAUCUCUGAAUUAACCGAAGAAAUCAUGGGAGAUCAUGAGUUAUUGACCGGUAGCGGUUCCAGCUGAAAGUUUUGGGUGAGGAAGACAGCAGGACAGCUUUGAAGUUACACAGGGUUUCUGCAACAUGACUCUCUAUAAGUUGGGCAUUCUACAAAGCAUAGUGUGUUCAAGAGUGUAUAGUCUUCAAAUAAAGAGGUGAGAUGCACAACAAUGUAAUCAUCAAAUUAAGAACAGAUACACAAGUGCCCUUAUUCUAGUUGAAAGGCCACUUGGACAAAUAUCCCCAGGCAUCAAUCAAAUCUAAAAUGAAGACAAAACCA
This is a messenger RNA of Capsella rubella, 988 nucleotides long. RefSeq lists its product as uncharacterized. The transcript is spliced from 7 exons. The record is from RefSeq and is a predicted model, not a curated record. Lineage: Eukaryota; Viridiplantae; Streptophyta; Magnoliopsida; Brassicales; Brassicaceae. The coding region runs from base 48 to 734 and encodes 228 amino acids.